Molecule: messenger RNA, 640 nt
Organism: Sander lucioperca (pikeperch)
Lineage: Eukaryota; Metazoa; Chordata; Actinopteri; Perciformes; Percidae
Product: C-type lectin domain family 17, member A-like
Exons: 5
Coding region: 100-609 (169 amino acids)
Source: RefSeq, a predicted model, not a curated record
GACACCACCUUGGCUCUUUGUUUCUUAGAGAAUACAAGAAGUUUGUCUUCCCAAAGUUAAACUAAACAAACUACUAUUAAUCUGAUUCUGUUGAAAAUAAUGAUAACCUCUCCUCUCAUAAUGACAGUUUCAGAGAGAGACGAGUUUAAGAGAACCAACCUUGAUGUUGAGGCUGGUUUAAAAAACCUGACUGAUGAGAGAGAUGACCUGAAGAGGAAGCUGAAUAACUUAGCUCAAAAAGGAUGGGAGUAUUUCAGCGGUAGUUUCUACUACAUUUCUUCUACCAAGAAAACCUGGAAACAGAGUAGAGAUGACUGUCUUCAAAAGGGUGCAGACCUGGUGAUUAUCAACAGCAAAGAAGAACAGAAUUUCACAAGAAAAUCUCAGAAGAUCAUGUGGAUUGGCCUGACUGACUCAGAGACAGAGGGGACGUGGAAAUGGGUGGAUGGGACUCCACUGACCAAAAGCUCCUGGGAUUCCGGGGAGCCUAACGGUGGGGAAAAUGAAAACUGUGUGGAAAUGAAGAAAUUUGAGUUAGAAAACAGCUGGAAUGAUCUAAGCUGUUCCACUCGACUCAACUGGAUCUGUGAAAUGAAAGACCGUCCAUAACUCUGUAACCAAACCCACCAGACAGAAAAUU